AUGCCUGUGAGAAGAGGUCACGUUGCGCCACAAAACACAUUCCUUGGAUUAAUUAUUCGGAAAUUCGAGGGUCAAAACCGGAAAUUUGUGAUAGCCAAUGCCAGGGUGGAGAACUGUGCUAUCAUCUACUGCAACGAUGGCUUCUGUGAGAUGACAGGCUUCUCAAGAUCAGACAUCAUGCAGAAGCCGUGCACCUGUGACUUCCUCCAUGGUGACCUGUCCGACAAAGAGGCCAUCGGCCAGGUGGCCCAGGCUGUGAUGGGGUCCGAGGAGCGCAAGGUGGAGAUCACCUACUACCGUAAGGAUGGGACUGACUUCCAGUGUAACAUUCACAUAAUCCCAGUGAAGAAUGAGGAGGGCAUUGUGAUGAUGUUCAUCUUAAAUUUUGAUUACAUUCUGGAUGAAGGAAGUGACAACUCCACUGAGAAGAUAAGCCCUACAUCACCAACAAAGUCAGAUCAAAGGAGGAGUCGAUUCUUCCGCUUCCGGCAAGCUGCUUUGAGCUUAAUGAAUACAAACAAGCAAUCUCUUCCACAAGAGGACCCAGAUGCUGUGAUGGUGGACUCGCCCAAAGAGAACGCGGACUCGGUGGCCCUGCAGAGCUUCCCCUCACCCACCAAGAGCAUUUGCAGCCCCAUUGAGGCCAAUGACACACAUGCCCUCAUAAGCUCAAGCCACCACUCUUCCCAGGCUAGCAUGGGUCCCGAACCACUUGACCAUUCAUCCCCUAAACUCCCCUGGGAGAAGCUGUAUCAGUCAGAGCUGCAUCCGUCCUCUACCUCCCUGUCAAAUACCUUCCCCAGAGGCAGCAUCAGCAGCAUGAGGCGAGCCUCGUCCGUCCAUGAAAUUGAGGGCUAUAGCUCCAAUUCUAAAAGCCUAUUCAGGGAUCGUCAAACAGGUGAAGGCCCUUUUAAUCACGUGAAGUCCAGCCUGCUUGGCUCUACCUCUGAUUCAAACAUCAACAGGUAUAGCACCAUCAACAGGAUCCCCCUAAUUGCUCUCAACUUUUCUGAGGGGACUGAAAAGAAGACUCAUUCUCCACCAACAUCUGAGAACACCAUCAUAGCACCAAAGGUCAAAGACAGAACUCAUAAUGUCACGGAAAAAGUCACACAGGUCCUAUCACUCGGAGCUGAUGUGUUGCCAGAGUACAAACUCCAGACAGCCCGCAUUGACAAGUUCACCAUCCUCCACUACAGCCCCUUCAAAGCUGUAUGGGACUGGCUGAUCCUGCUGCUGGUCAUCUACACAGCAAUCCUCACUCCGUACUCGGCUGCUUUUCUUCUCAACGACCAAGAGGAGCAGAAGAGGCGCGAAUGUGGAUACUCCUGCAGCCCUCUUAAUGUGGUGGACUUAAUGGUGGACAUCAUGUUCAUUAUUGACAUCCUCAUUAACUUCAGGACCACUUACGUAAACGUGAACGAGGAAGUGGUCAGCCAUCCAGCUAAGAUAGCAAUCCAUUACUUUAAAGGAUGGUUUCUUAUAGACAUGGUGGCAGCGAUCCCCUUUGACCUUCUUAUCUUUGGCUCAGGAUCAGAUGAGACUACCACUCUGAUUGGACUGUUGAAGACAGCUAGGCUCCUGCGAUUGGUGCGUGUAGCCAGGAAGCUGGACCGCUACUCUGAGUAUGGAGCUGCAGUCCUUAUGUUGCUCAUGUGCAUCUUCGCCCUCAUUGCCCACUGGCUCGCUUGUAUAUGGUAUGCCAUUGGCAAUGUAGAGAAGCCGUACUUGGAGCACAAGAUUGGCUGGCUAGACAAUCUGGGAGUGUCCAUAGGAAAGAGAUACAACUACAGCGAUCCUAGCUCUGGUCCAUCUAUCAAGGACAAGUAUGUCACAGCACUUUACUUCACCUUCAGCAGCCUAACCAGUGUGGGCUUUGGGAACGUUUCCCCAAACACCAACUCGGAAAAGAUCUUUUCCAUCUGUGUCAUGUUAAUUGGCUCUCUCAUGUAUGCCAGUAUCUUUGGAAACGUCUCUGCCAUCAUCCAGAGAUUGUACUCGGGCACAGCACGCUACCAUGCACAAAUGUUGCGGGUCAAGGAGUUCAUUCGCUUUCACCAGAUUCCCAACCCACUGAGGCAGAGGCUGGAGGAGUACUUCCAACACUCCUGGACCUACACCAAUGGCAUUGAUAUGAACACGGAGGUGCUAAAAGGUUUUCCUGAGUGCCUGCAGGCAGAUAUCUGCCUUCACCUCAAUAAUAAUCUUCUUCACAAUUGCAAAGCGUUUGAAGGAGCCACCAAAGGCUGCCUAAGAGCCUUGGCCAUGCACUUUAAAACCACUCAUGCCCCUCCUGGAGACACCCUGGUCCACAGUGGUGAUGUGCUCACUGCUCUCUACUUUCUGUCCCGCGGCUCCAUUGAGAUCCUUAAAGAUGACAUUGUGGUAGCUAUCCUGGGAAAAAAUGACAUCUUUGGAGAAAUGAUCCAUCUAUAUGCCAAGCCUGGAAAGUCCAAUGCUGAUGUGCGAGCUCUGAGUUACUGUGACCUGAGCACCAUUCAGAGGGAAGAUCUGCUAGAAGUGUUAGACAUGUACCCAGAGUUUGCUGACUGCUUCUUCAACAACCUGGAGCUUACCUUCAACCUCAGAGAUGAGUCUCCUAAGUCCUCCAGUUCCAAUGAUUGUGAUUCAGAUGGUGAGGGCACUAGGAACACUAAGAGAAGGAUCUCCUUCACUCCAGAUCUCUCUAAAGGGGAAAACAAGGAAGUGGUUACAGACUUGGGGAGGGAGAGGGAGUCAGAUUCGUGCCUGAAGAGAUGUUCUGUCUUGGGUCCCUCUUCACACAAUGCCCCAGUCUUGGACUCGGAUCUUAUUGGACACAUCCAGGUCAGAGGCAGCUUGGAGAGAAGUCCAUCUUUUGAAGAUCUGUGCUGUGAUAAAUGGGUCUGUAAGAAGCCUACGGACUACCUGGAUGAGUCAGCACAGUUCCAGGACCUGAGAGAGGACGAUAAUUCUGCCAGUGAAAUCACAUAUGGAGAGGUGGAACAGCGCUUAGGUCAGCUACAAGAGCAUUUAAACAGGCUGGAGUCUCAGCUGGUGUCAGAUAUUCAGACCAUCCUGCAGCUGCUGCAGAGACAGCCGACCCUGGGACCUCCGGCCUACAGCACUGUGACUGCCAGUCCGGACUAUCACAGACCUGCUGUGAAGGUUCAGCCAGUUGCUUUGACUGCAAGCCAUUUUUUCAGCCAUACGGGGACACAAGGUCCCAACCACAAACUGGAGAAGACCAUUCAGGAAUCCAAAGACUCUCUGUCGAGCUUGGCCAACAUGAAUGCACCCAGUGAGGACAGCCUUACAGCAUUGGUUGUACAAAGACAUACAGAACCACAACAACAGCAACAAGAGAUCACAGGCCAUCAACAGUCUGCGUUGAUCCUUCUUCCAACUGAAACCUCUUCCUCUUCCUCCCCACCCCCCUCUGACUCCAACUUUAACACCACUGGACUCCAUAGACCUGCCUCAGACACACAGUUUCCAAGGCCAUAA
Messenger RNA from Scomber scombrus (Atlantic mackerel), 3486 nucleotides. RefSeq names its product potassium voltage-gated channel subfamily H member 7-like. Gene Ontology annotation, cellular component: membrane. The record is from RefSeq and is a predicted model, not a curated record. Lineage: Eukaryota; Metazoa; Chordata; Actinopteri; Scombriformes; Scombridae. The coding region runs from base 1 to 3486 and encodes 1161 amino acids. Gene Ontology annotation, biological process: regulation of ventricular cardiac muscle cell membrane repolarization; potassium ion transmembrane transport; regulation of heart rate by cardiac conduction. Gene Ontology annotation, molecular function: inward rectifier potassium channel activity. The transcript is spliced from 16 exons.